UAACAAAAUUAAUUGAUUGAUAUCAUCACAGCUAUAAUAUGGCCCAAGAAGGUCCCGAUCCCAAGGAUGAUCAUCCGCAGUAUUUAGAUCCCAGCGAGCUUGGGACGAAGGAAUAUUGGGAAACAUACUACAAACGAUCGCUGGAAUACCUUAGCUCAAAAAAGACCGAUGCUAUUCUUCUCACGACAGCCACGGAAAAUCCCUCGGAUAAUGAUAACGAUGAUGAAGUACGAGGAGACGACGACGACGACAUCGGAACAUCGUGGUUCUCCGAACACCAGGCGGCGCGCAAAGUCCUCAAGUUCCUAACCUCCCGCUCCUUCCCGCUCUCCCCACGAAACACUUCUUCCGCGCAGACAACGAUUCUAGAUCUGGGGACGGGGAAUGGCGGCAUGCUAGCUUUGUUGCGGAGGAAAGGCGGGUUUAGCGGGGAUAUGGUCGGGGUAGAUUAUUCGGCGCAGAGUGUGCAGUUGGCCAGGGAAUUGCAGCGGUUGAAAGUGUCGACCGGGUAUGCUACUGAUAAGGAGUAUGAUAGUGAUGAUAGCGAAGGGGACCAGGACGAAGAGGGGGAGGGUGACGGUGGAGAGGCUGAGCAGCGGGAUAUUCGCUUUGAGGAAUGGGAUGUGCUCGACCCGGUUAAUGAAGAUGCCCUUGCGCAGCGUGGUGGGAAGAGGAUAUCCUGGUUUCCGUAUGACAGAAACGGAUUCGAUAUUGUUCUUGACAAGGGCACGUUUGAUGCUGUUUCAUUGUCAGAUGAAACUAUUGCUGAGGAAACAAGCACAAGCAAUAAGGAUGAUAGUGAGAAGAGUGAUAGGAACGGCAAGAUUGUCCAACAACGCAUCUGCCAUAAAUAUCCACUCAUGGCGGCUAAACUCGUUCGGCCGGGCGGUUUCUUAGUGGUGACAAGCUGUAACUGGACGGAGGAGGAGCUGGUUCGAUGGUUUCUGGCAACGGGCGAUUUGAGGGUUUGGGGUCGUGUGGACUAUCCACAGUUUGGGUUUGGGGGGUAUCAAGGGCAGGGGGUGUAUACGGUGUGUUUUGAGAGGAAGAGUUAAAGGUCAG
Talaromyces proteolyticus is the source of this 1062-nucleotide messenger RNA. RefSeq names its product S-adenosylmethionine-dependent methyltransferase. The transcript is spliced from 2 exons. Gene Ontology annotation, biological process: peptidyl-lysine dimethylation; peptidyl-lysine monomethylation. Gene Ontology annotation, cellular component: cytoplasm. The coding region runs from base 39 to 1055 and encodes 338 amino acids. Gene Ontology annotation, molecular function: protein-lysine N-methyltransferase activity. The record is from RefSeq and is a predicted model, not a curated record. Lineage: Eukaryota; Fungi; Ascomycota; Eurotiomycetes; Eurotiales; Trichocomaceae.